AUGGUAUGGGGAUGGCUGCUAUUGCCGCUGUUGUUCAAUUUUAUUGGGAAGGCUAGUGCUGCUGGUCAGCGUGUAUGCCCUGUGCCGGAUGAAAGAGCGUGCUUCACCGAUGAGCUCACGCCGUUCCUACAAGACGAUAUGUUCUCUACGGAAAUGCUUCUCCCGAGGACCGAGUCAACUGAAUUUAUUGAACUAUCUUCUUCAAUACCGACGCCUAUUAAGCUCAAUCUACCGACUACGAUACAUAGCGUAGCGGUUCGGAUGAAGAAUUCAUCUCGUCCGGCUGCAAUUGACACGAAUGAUAGAAAUGAGACCAACGGAACAUUCAUAUCUUUCGAUCAAUGGAGGGAAGCAAAGCUGAAGGAGGAAAAUAUCGAAGUUCGGGCUUCUAGCUCGUGGGAGGCUGCUGAGGGCGAUGCAAUCGGGGAUGGAAUGGAAGUCGAAUUGGGAUUUCUGUCGAGCGCGGAAGAUAACGACUCGGCCCAGAUAGGAACACAAGCUGGGAAGCACAGAUUCAACUUCGCAUCUCUAGAUUGUGCUGCGACGAUUGUCAAAACGAAUAUUGAAGCAUCCGGUGCCUCGUCAAUUUUGAUUGAUAACAAGGACAAGUAUCUGCUCAAUCCCUGCUUUGUUCCCAAUAAAUUUGUCGUGAUUGAGUUAUGCCAAGAUAUACUGGUUGAAGAGGUUGCUAUCGCUAAUUUUGAGUUUUUCUCUUCCACCUUCAAGAGAGUAAGAUUCUCUGUUUCUGACAGGUUCCCAGUUGCUAAAAAUGGUUGGAUAGUCUUGAGCGAGGUUGAGGCAGAGAACACGCGGAACUUGCAAACGUUUCCAAUCCCUAACCCUCAAAUAUGGGCCAGAUUCCUACUGAUUGAGAUUUUGUCUCAUCACGAUAAUGAAUACUACUGCCCGAUUUCACUUGUGCAAGUUCAUGGGAAAACAAUGAUGGAUGAAUUCAAGAUGGAUAAUUCUAGACCAUCAGGACAAAAACCGAUUAAGGAAGAAGCAAUUCAGAUACAAGGUAAUCCAGAGUCCGAAGCUGCAGAGGAAUGCAGCCUCUGGCCCUCAAUCGAUUUCGACCAUAUAAUGGUUCCAUCGAAAUCGAGUGACGCUCUUAAGAACUGCACAUGCAGACUAGCGCCUCUCAAAUUCGAAGAGUUUCUGCGAGAUCUGAAUGACACGUAUUGUCCAGCACCUAUCAAGGAUGCAAUCCACGCACCUGCGUCAUCCACUCCGUCUGCUACCACCGAAGAGUCCAUUUUCAAGAACAUUGUGAAACGAUUGACUUCGCUGGAGUCUAAUGCCACCCUCUCGAUCCUUUACAUGGAGGAGCAAGGUAAAUUACUUUCGAGUUCUUUCAAUAAUUUGGAGAAGGCCCAAAUUGCCAAGUUCGAUGGUCUUGUAUCCAUGUUUAACGAUACGAUGAUGGACAAUUUGAGAGCCUUGCGGAAUUUCGCAAACCAGUUGAAGGACCAAUCGAUCAAGAUUCUCGAGGAACAAAAAUUGAACAAUGAUGAGUUCACGACACACACUUCGCAGAGACUUGAAGUUUUGGAGCAAAAAUUGAAAGGUCAAAGAAAUCUGGCGUAUGCUGCAAACUGCGCGGUUGUGUUCGCCCUAUUUUAUCUUUUCCUGAGUCGCGAGUUCAAAUAUGACACCAAGUUUGAUAAUGCUGUUGAGAGGCAAAUAUCAGAGAGUUUUGAGAGACCAUUGCCAAACGAAACUCCCAAUCUAGAAAGCGCUUCAAGCCUGCCGGUUUCACCGGUGUCAUUAUCGGGAUCUUCGAUAACAUCUAAAUGA
Messenger RNA from Torulaspora globosa, 1797 nucleotides. It is a transcript of the gene SLP1, whose product is annotated as Slp1p. The record is from RefSeq and is a predicted model, not a curated record. NCBI's taxonomy places the organism in Eukaryota, Fungi, Ascomycota, Saccharomycetes, Saccharomycetales, Saccharomycetaceae. The coding region runs from base 1 to 1797 and encodes 598 amino acids. Gene Ontology annotation, cellular component: cytoplasm; membrane. The transcript has a single exon. Gene Ontology annotation, biological process: protein folding in endoplasmic reticulum.